This is a messenger RNA of [Candida] anglica, 1583 nucleotides long. NCBI's taxonomy places the organism in Eukaryota, Fungi, Ascomycota, Pichiomycetes, Serinales, Debaryomycetaceae. The record is from the annotation of a GenBank genome assembly.
UAUAUAUAUACCUAUAUAAUCGGAGAUUACUUUGACGUGCUUUAUGAAGAGACACGAAGAUAUUCCUUCUGAAAACAUAGAGAAAAAGCCAAGACUAGACAUGUCCGCUUCAGAAUUCACCAGUGUUGGAGACCAAGUUGAAAACGUUGACCAUUCCAAUGAUGGAAUCAGACAAACUGGUAUGACCGACGCUGAAGGUCAUCCUAUCCAAGAAAUUGAAUCUUUAUGUAUGAACUGUCACGAAAAUGGUACUACCCGUAUGCUUUUGACUAAGAUUCCAUUCUUUAGAGAAAUUAUUAUCAUGUCAUUUGAGUGUCCACACUGUGGAUUUAAGAACUCAGAAAUUCAACCAGCUGCUCAAAUUGCUGAAAAGGGUUCAAGAUAUAUUUUGAAGAUUGAAGAUAAGAAGGACUUCAAUAGACAAGUGGUUAAGUCUGAAAGUGCCACUUGUAGAUUCAACGAGUUGGAUAUUGAAAUUCCUCCAAAGAGAGGUCAAUUAACCAAUGUCGAAGGUCUUUUGACUGAAAUGAUUGCUGACUUGGAAUCAGAUCAACCAGCAAGACAAACCGCUCAACCAGAAGUCUACGAAAAGAUUAACGAGGUUAUUGCCAAGAUCAACUCAUACAUAAAUGCCGAACCAAACACCCUCCCAUUGACAUUUUCUGUCGAUGACCCAGCUGGUAAUUCCUGGAUUGAAUACCUUCCAGGUGAAUCAACUCACAAGUGGUCUAUGUAUGAAUACAGCAGAACUGCUGAACAAAAUGUGUUUUUGGGUUUGAUUUCAGAAGAUGAUGUUGCUCAACAACGUCUUGUUGAAUCUAAAAACAAAAAGGCCGCCACUGCAAAGAACAUCAGUUCUUCAAUUGCAAAUGAACAAAAUGCUGCUGAUGAAGAAAAUAAGAACCCAAAAUCUACUGGUUUCAUUUCUGAUGAAACUGAGAUUGAAAACCUCGCUAAUGAAGUUCAAACUUUUUCUGCUACUUGUCCAACCUGUUACUCUGGUUGUGAAACUCACAUGAAGACUGUCAACAUUCCACAUUUCAAGGAUGUCAUCAUUAUGUCCACUGUCUGUGACGAAUGUGGCUAUAAGUCCAAUGAAGUUAAGACUGGUGGUGCCAUUCCAGAUCAAGGAAAGAAGAUCACCUUGAAGGUUACUGACCCUGAAGAUUUGGCCAGAGACAUCUUAAAAUCGGAAACCUGUGGUUUGAACAUUCCUGAAUUGAACUUGGAUUUAACUCCGGGUACUUUGGGUGGUAGAUUCACAACCAUUGAAGGUUUGCUCACCCAAGUUUACGAAGAAUUACAUGGAAGAGUCUUCACUCAAACUUCUGAUUCCAUGGACACUGAAACCAAGGCCAGAUGGACUACAUUCUUUGCUAGAUUGCAAGAUGCUGUUGAUGGUAAGAUUGGAUUCACAAUUCACAUGCUUGAUCCAUUAGCUUCCUCUUACAUCCAAAAUGUCUAUGCUCCUGAUAACGAUCCAAAUAUGUCUAUUGAGGAAUUUGAAAGAAGUCACGAACAAAACGAAGACUUGGGAUUGAAUGACAUGAAGACCGAUUAAUGUCUAUUGUACUUAUAAACUU